AUGACUUACACGCUCCACAUCGCCAACAAGCGCUACUCUUCAUGGUCGAUGCGGCCUUGGGUCCUCUUCAAGGCCCUCGACAUCCCCUUUGAAGAGAAGCUUCACUUCCUCCAGGAGGACCUGGCCGAACAGCGCCGCGACUAUCUCACCUUCUCGCCCUCAGCAAAGGUGCCCACCCUCGUCGACAACAGCAACACGACCCUCGUCCACGACUCGCUCGCCAUUGCAGAGUACCUCGCCGAGGACUUCCCGGCCGUCUGGCCCAGCGACAAGCUCGCCCGAGCCUUUGCCCGCUGUGCCGCGGCCGAGAUGCACUCAGGCUUCCCCGCCAUCCGCAACGAGUGCUCCAUGAACGUAGCCCUGCGGAUCGAGCUGGGCACCCCGAGCGAGGCCCUUCAGCGGGACAUCAACCGGCUCACGGAGCUCUUCAACGAGGGCAUCAGUAAGUUUGGCGGCCCCUGGAUCGCCGGCAAGGAGUUUUCCGCCGCGGACGCCUUUUACGCGCCGAUUGCGUCGCGGUGCAAGACGUAUGGCAUCCAGCUGGCUGGGCCUGCGGGAGAGUACAUUGACCGGCUGUAUGAGCAUCCUGCUGUCCAGGCUUGGGUCGAGGAGGGCAUCGUGGAGGCGGGCAUCCUGGCCCGUUACGAGGCGGACUGCAUUCAGGGACGCAAGGUGCUGAAGAAUUUGGGUGAGCAACAGAUUCUUGACUUUUUAGGAUUGUAA
Messenger RNA from Trichoderma harzianum CBS 226.95, 723 nucleotides. RefSeq lists its product as hypothetical. The record is from RefSeq and is a predicted model, not a curated record. The coding region runs from base 1 to 723 and encodes 240 amino acids. NCBI's taxonomy places the organism in Eukaryota, Fungi, Ascomycota, Sordariomycetes, Hypocreales, Hypocreaceae. Gene Ontology annotation, molecular function: glutathione transferase activity; maleylacetoacetate isomerase activity. The transcript has a single exon. Gene Ontology annotation, biological process: L-phenylalanine catabolic process; glutathione metabolic process.